Pseudopipra pipra is the source of this 1858-nucleotide messenger RNA. It is a transcript of the gene BID, whose product is annotated as BH3 interacting domain death agonist. Gene Ontology annotation, biological process: positive regulation of extrinsic apoptotic signaling pathway; apoptotic mitochondrial changes; positive regulation of intrinsic apoptotic signaling pathway. NCBI's taxonomy places the organism in Eukaryota, Metazoa, Chordata, Aves, Passeriformes, Pipridae. The transcript has 8 exons. Gene Ontology annotation, cellular component: cytoplasm; cytosol; mitochondrion. The record is from RefSeq and is a predicted model, not a curated record. Bases 402 to 995 code for a protein of 197 amino acids.
UGGCGGGGCCCGCGGGGCGGGGCCGGAGCGGAGCCUCUCAAAUACCGGGAGAGGAGGCGCCGCCGCCGCCGAGCGCUCCUGCCCCGCUCCCGCAAAGUCAGACCCAGGAGAAGGGUCACUUCUGACCUGUUUCAGAACUCUGUCAGGUCCCAGAGAAGAGGACAGAGGGGACUGCACUCUCCCCAGCCAGCACUCUUUAGGGUAGAGGACAAGGAGUUCUGGUCUGAAGGGUGACAAGAGCUGCUCUGUCUCUCAAUCAAUCAUGCAACAGAGUUCCUGCAGGGGCCCUGACACUGCUCUGAACACAGAGGAGUGGAUGGAACUGUGUAGUUUGCAAGCUGCUUCCUUGUUAUCUCUCUGUGGCACUCCCCCUUGAAACUGCAGGCUGGAGAUGUAGCUAUAUGGAGCAUGCCCUGCUGUACACCUUCCUGGAGGAAUCCUCUGACUGCCAGUUCAAAGAGCAGCUGUGGUCCCUGGCACCUGUGUCUAACCAAGGGCCGAUUGUGCCUCGUCGCCAAGGGAGGACUGUGCAUUACCGAGGGUGGCUUGUGCCCCGUCGCCAAGGACCUGACGAUGACUCUGAACUCCAGUGUGACGGCAACCGGAGCGGCCGCCUGGAGAACGGUGAGCUAGAGGCUGACGCUCCAACGAACGAAGACGUUAUCCGGAUCAUCGCUGCUCAGCUCGCUGAGAUUGGAGACAAGCUGGACAAAGAUGUCCAAGGAAAUGUAGUAAAUGAUCUAGUGCAGCACUUUCUGAAUGAGAAUCUCUCCAGAGAGGAGAUAAUGCGGCACAUGUCAAGGGUAGUGAGAGAGCUUGCACAAGCCAUCCCCGCAGACAUGGAACAGGAGAGGGUCAUGUUGGUGCUAGCAAUGGUCUUGACUAAGAAAAUUGUGAAUACAGUGCCCUCUCUUCUACACCGUGCCUUCAGCGUCACUGUGGACUUCAUGAACCAGCAGUUCCACAACUACAUCGAUGAAAUGCUGGGUGAGUGAGCUCUCCUGCCCUCCACGUGGAGAACACGGAUUCUAGAAGACAACUUUUCUUGGUGUUUGCUUUUUAACUUCUGAGAUACUGUGGAAGUGUCUCAGUAUCUCCCACAGCUGUGAAAGGGAUGGCAGAGCUCCAUAGAUAGGUUUUUGUAGAUUAGCACAGCUCUGCCAGUACCUGCAGGGAGAAGUGCUUGCCCUUUUUAAUUUUAGGAUAUUUUUUUCAGGUUUUUUUUUUUUUUUUUUAGCAAUAGCAGAGUUUGUGCAGACCCUGGCUUAUACCUUCAGAGGCCCAGUGGGGGCAGGGCCUGCACCCUCAGUGUUUUUUCUAAUCAGCUGCAGCAUUUUGCUUUAGUUAUUCGCUUGCCAGCCCUGCUCUUGCAGCUGAGCCGUGCUGAGUGUUGCUCCCUGGAAGGCCUCAGGCUGUGAAAUGGAUGGUUGAUCAGUACAGAUCACAAGUGAUCUGUGGGGUGGGUGGGAAUCAGGCCUACCUUGAUGGGGAGCUGGCAGCAAGAGAGAACAGAGCCCUGAAGGACAGAGGAGUGUUUGGCCAGGUAAAGAUACUUCAGUAUCCAUCACCAUCCACCUGUGUUUGUUUGAAAAACAAAACUGAUGGAGUAACUGUAAAGAAAAAGGCAGGAGUAGGCACAGGGCAAGUUUUUUUUGAUAAUGCAACCUGGAUAUGCUUGAGAAAAAGUGAUAUAUCUAGUAAUCACAUCUCAGGUUCAACAAACUUGGACUCAGGUUGUUCGACACAUAAUCACACGAGGUGGCAAACGUGUCACCUGUGAUCCAGCUGCCUCAUGAAUUUUGAAAGUUUGUAAAUAUUUAGUGGGCUUUCUUAAAUAAAAAUGUCAUUUCUCGUGGCA